AUGGGCUGGCUGCGCCUGCCAGCCUUCCUGCAGUGCGGGGACAAGCAGGAAUUCACAUUGUCUACUGAGAAAAUAGCGGAGAGCGAUGAUGAGAACACCGAGCGGGGAAACUGGUCGAGCAAAACGGAUUACCUGCUCUCGAUGGUCGGCUAUGCGGUCGGCCUGGGCAACGUGUGGCGAUUCCCCUACCUGACCUAUCAGAACGGCGGAGGGGCCUUCCUGAUACCGUACGCCAUUAUGCUCGCUCUGGCCGGACUGCCACUCUUCUUUCUGGAAUGCUCCCUCGGGCAGUUUGCCAGCUUGGGACCCGUUUCCGUUUGGCGGAUCCUGCCCCUUUUACAAGGUGUGGGAAUCACCAUGGUGAUCAUCUCGACGUUCGUGACCAUUUAUUACAACGUCAUCAUUGGCUACAGCCUCUACUACCUGUUCGCCUCCUUCCAAAGCGUCCUGCCCUGGUCCUGGUGCGACCCCGCCUGGGCCGACAGCAAGUGCAGCCAGGGGCCAAUGGCCACAGGGCACUGCAAUGUAACUUUGACAAAUGCGAGCACUAUUUCUGUGAAUUACACGUGGGUCCAGAGCGAGAACCUCACCUGCAUCAGCGGCUCUUUGGUGCUUACGGACACCCAGGUGCCGAGCGAACAGUACUGGAACAAAAAGGUCCUCCAGCGAUCGGGAGGGCUGAACGAGACCGGAGAGGUCGUGUGGUACUUGGCCCUCUGCCUUCUCCUCUCCUGGCUGAUCGUCGCAGUCGCCUUGUUCAAAGGGAUCAAGUCUUCAGGGAAGGUUGUCUACUUCACAGCCAUCUUCCCCUAUGUCGUCCUGAUUAUCUUGUUGAUACGCGGAGCCACCCUGGAAGGCGCUCGAGAGGGCAUUGAGUACUACAUUGGGAGCCAGUCCAACUUCACCAAGCUUACAGAAGCAGAGGUCUGGAAGGACGCGGCGACACAAAUUUUCUUCUCCCUCUCUGUUGCGUGGGGUGGGUUGGUCGCCCUCUCCUCGUACAAUAAAUUCCACAACAAUUGCUACUCCGACGCCAUCUUUGUUUGCGUGACCAACUGCCUCACCAGCGUCUUUGCCGGCUUUGCCAUCUUCUCCAUCUUGGGACACAUGGCCUUCAAGGCAAACAAGAAGGUCUCGGAGGUCGUUGAUUCAGGUUUCGACUUGGCGUUUGUUGCCUAUCCAGAGGCUCUUUCCAAGCUGCCCGUGGCUCCACUCUGGUCCUUUUUGUUCUUCUUCAUGCUUCUGCUCUUGGGACUGGAUUCACAAUUUGCUACCAUAGAGACCAUCACGACCACCAUCCAAGAUAUCUACCCCAAGGUGAUGAAGAAAAUGCGGGUCGUCGUGACACUGGUGCUGUGCAUGGUGCUGUUCCUUCUGGGGCUUGUGUGCGUCACCCAGGCUGGGAUUUACUGGGUCAACCUGGUGGACCAUUUCUGUGCUGGCUGGGGAAUCCUUUUUGCUGCUGUCCUUGAGCUGGCCGGAGUCUGCUGGAUUUACGGGGGAAACCGGUUCAUCCAAGACAUAGAAAUGAUGAUCGGGAAGAAAAGCUUCAUCUUCUGGCUGUGGUGGAGAGCCUGCUGGUUUGUCAUCACACCGUGCCUCCUGAUUGCCAUCUUGGUUUGGUCUCUGGUGACAUUCGAGCCCCCGACAUACGGCAUGGUGAAGUACCCUGCCUGGGGCUCCGUGGUUGGCUGGUGCAUGAUCAUGUUCUGCCUGGUCUGGAUCCCCGUCGUUGCGGUCUACAAGAUAGCCAAGGCCGAAGGGAGCCUGUGGCAGAGGAUCAUCACCUGCUGCAGGCCGCAGCACAACUGGGGACCUGCGCUGGAGCGCCACCGUGGGGAACGGUACAGGCACAUGGUGGACCCCGACAAGGAGCGCGACCUUGAGAUCCCGACGGUGGACGGCUACACACGCCGGCUGGACUAG
Varanus komodoensis (Komodo dragon) is the source of this 1926-nucleotide messenger RNA. RefSeq names its product solute carrier family 6 member 14 (gene SLC6A14). NCBI's taxonomy places the organism in Eukaryota, Metazoa, Chordata, Lepidosauria, Squamata, Varanidae. Bases 1 to 1926 code for a protein of 641 amino acids. Gene Ontology annotation, biological process: sodium ion transmembrane transport. The transcript is spliced from 15 exons. Gene Ontology annotation, cellular component: membrane. Gene Ontology annotation, molecular function: L-proline transmembrane transporter activity. The record is from RefSeq and is a predicted model, not a curated record.